Messenger RNA from Monomorium pharaonis (pharaoh ant), 9872 nucleotides. RefSeq names its product cadherin-related tumor suppressor-like. The coding region runs from base 2327 to 7834 and encodes 1835 amino acids. Gene Ontology annotation, biological process: homophilic cell-cell adhesion. The record is from RefSeq and is a predicted model, not a curated record. NCBI's taxonomy places the organism in Eukaryota, Metazoa, Arthropoda, Insecta, Hymenoptera, Formicidae. Gene Ontology annotation, molecular function: calcium ion binding. The transcript has a single exon. Gene Ontology annotation, cellular component: plasma membrane; cell-cell junction.
UCUCUCUUGUUUUCUUUCUCUAGUCCACUCGACGUCCCUCUUGUUCUCUAUGUGUCUCUCUCAUUCCCGUCAACGCAAAGCAACGUCCUCUUCGUACGGGGCUCCAGAGUACGACGGCCAUCUUGCAUACCUGAGCCUCCGCAUUGCUCGUUCCUCGAGGGCAAAAGGGAGAAUAUCUCAGCGAGACGACGGCGGGAUGCGCGAGGCAAGUCGAAGGUGGAAGGAUCGCGCGUGGAAGAUGGCGAGGAGGGAAAGCUGGAGAGGCAAGUCGAGUGAAAGAGUGGGAGACGAGAACGGGGCCCACGAUCGAAGCAGCGGGCCUUAGGAAAGAAUAAGUGGGAGAGAGAGAGACAGGUCUACCUGUGACUGACAAGGAGACUCGUAUUCUGAUAUAGGCAGUGGCAUGGCAAAAUGGUAGGGGAGAGGAAGAGGGGAAGGAGGAAGGAUGGGAGAUGGGAAAGAGAACCGAGGUAUAGGAGUGAAGAAAAUGAACAUUCGCUGAUGCUAAGAGUGACGAGGAGGGGAGAUCGAACGUUUCUUGACACGAAAGACAGGGAGGGAGAGAGAAACGGAUAAGGAUGAAGUGAGAUUGUUAGAAAGAGCGAGUGGGACCGUUGCAUGGAGCAAGGAGACGCAGUAGAACCAUGGUGUUUCUCAGAGCGGAGAGAGAAGGUGAUAUCGAUAGGCCCUGCUUGCGCGGGGUGAGGCGAGACACAGGUAGAAAGAGAGAGAAGGAGGGAGAAUGGGGAUUCAAAGAACAGUUGGAGGAUAGAGUACAGGGGAGGGGGAGGAGAGAGAGAGGGCCCGAUGGAUCGGAGAGGGACGGCGUCAGCCAGGCCGAAGAAUGCCUCUCCUGGUAGCAGCGAGGUUCUGGGACCGGCUCGGUUCAGUCGAGUCAGGUCAGCCUUCGGGAAGGCGACAUUCUUCUUCGCGGUGUCCACGUUCCGCGUUCUUUCAGGGGCCUUACGUCGCGUUCCGUAGUAUCCCGUCGUGUUUCGUUAUUUCUUCUUUACUGCUACUCUUUUACCCGUUUUUCUCCCUCGGUUUUACCGCCUCCGCGUUUAUACGCGGUUUAUCUUCAUCCCUCUAGAUAACGUCUACCCCGAGGCGUGCGCGCGCACAUACGCGAACCCGUUGUGUUGUUCGUGAGAUUGCUCCACUGAUCGGUGAGUCCGAGUGAGCGCUGCAUCACGAUCGCGUGAACUUCCUGACAAUUUCCGCGAAAGAUAACGCGAGUUUGGCGACGAGUGGCGCGGACUCGAGAGUGAAUCGCGAAUUCGAGUCCCUCGGGCUUCGGUCACGAAACUCGUUUGGUCAGAUUGAUACUUUCGCGAGGAUACACGUAUUUCGCGUAUCGCAUUAUCUCUUCGCGUGUUCCGGAUAUUGAAUGGUGUGCCCUCGUGUCUGUGCAGUGUUUACAUCGCGAGGUUCUGUCAAGUUUAAAAUCCGAGCUUUAGUGAUAAAUGUGGAUUUUGAGGGAUUUGAGUGUUUCGAGAUAUAGCGAGGUAUAGAGAUCGUCAAGAAAAAUCGCUCGUUAACGUUGCCGAUUGUUUCUUCCGACAAAGAUUCGUCGUUCUGAAGUGCAAUAUGACAGAGCGACGCACGUGAUGUAGACGCGUGUGCUUGUCAGAAAAGCUGAAAAAGGAGACCGGUCUUUUUAGAAGAGAAUUUGUUUUUUGUGAGAAGGUGGAAGAUAUAUUCUCUUGAUUUCAAAUCGCAAUCGCGAAUCGCUAAUCGGAAAAUCGUUCGAAACGUUCCCCUCUCGCGCUCGCGAAACAUUUGCGAGCAUCUCUGCAGACGCGCGUUUCGCGAGGCGCGGCUCUCGGCGGGUCACUGCCCCCUCUGCCGGGUGAAGUCUUCUCUCGUAUACACUUGACUUUUAGCGGCGAAGGAAAAGAGGAGUAAAGGAGGAGAGAACCAGAAAGAAAGAUAAGGAAAGAAAGUGUAUGUAAGAGAGAGAGAGAGCAAGAGAGAGAGAGAGAAAAGACACGGAGAAGAAGAGGAAGAAAGACGGAAAAGAAAGCACCCACCAUCUCCGUGUUUAAAUCGGGUCCAGGGGGGGAAAAAUGCGACACACCGGACAGAGGACGGCGAUUCACGUCGUCGCGCGCGAUUAAUCUCCGUCCUUGGAGAAAUGUCGCGGUAUGUGCAAUGCGCUGGUACGUAGACGUGGAAGACGACGACAGGAUUAUCGCCAGCCACGACCAUGAGGAGAAAGAACGACAGGUAGUGCGUAAUCGGAGCGCGCGAUUUUACGCCUACGACGAGUCACCGUGAGCCGAGAUUUGGCCAAGGCAGGUGGGCGUGUCGCGGCGAGACCGAAGAGAUGAUCAUAAGGGAAUCGAUGAUCCUGAUCCUGCUCCUGGGAUUACUGUCGCUGGUGGACCAAAAUGGCGGCCAGGUCGUUAGCCAGGACGCGGUGGCGGUGGCGGCGACGGCGACGGCGACGGUGACAUUGACCGCGUCCGCGUCUGACUAUUUUACUUCGCGCAACCUACCUCAAAGGGUCACACGGUUAGUGCCACGGAGGUCACCAAUGUUGCCGCAGGACAGCGCCGCAAUGAUGGGUCCAGCGAUGCAAAGCAGGACGGUAGACACGCGGGUCCAACUCGAGAUCAGAGAAGGCGAGCCUAAAGGCACCCUGGUUGGUACGAUACCGGUAAAACCUGACUUUACGUACAGGUUUAACGAGCCGCCCCAGGAGUUCGUGCUCGACUCGGAGACCGGCGAGAUAAGAACGGCCAUAGUCCUCGAUCGCGAAGCUCUCACCAGCGAUCGGUUUGACCUGGUCGUGCUUUCGAGUCAACCGACCUAUCCGAUUGAAGUGCGGAUUCUGGUGCUCGAUAUUAACGACAACGACCCAGAAUUUCCGGAGCCCAGCAUUGCAGUUAGUUUCUCGGAAUCAGCCGUGGCCGGUACCAAGCUGUUGUUGGAUGCUGCGACCGAUCGGGACACACCGGAGAAUGGCGUAUUGAACGAUUAUUUUAUCGUAAACGGCAAUACGGAUGGCAAGUUUCGUCUGCAGGUGACAGGAAAUCCCACAAGUGAAACAUCGUACCUGCAUCUCGAGAUUACCGGUAAGCUGGACCGCGAACAGGUGGAAUUCUAUUCGCUCAACAUCUGCGUGCGUGAUCGUGGUCGACCACCGCGACUGGGUUAUCUAUUGGUGAACGUGACAGUGUUGGACGUAAAUGACAAUCCGCCCGUGUUUCAACAAAGCGAUUACGUGGUAACAUUGAAUGAGAGCGCACCAGUUGGCACCAAGGUAUUGACGGUGUAUGCCACCGAUAAGGAUGCGGACGAUAAUUCCAAGCUAACAUAUUUUUUGCCGGACUAUGAGCGUAAGUUUACAAUUGAUCCAGAAACUGGUACAAUUACAACAGCUGAACCGUUAAAAUGUCCUCGACAAGAUUGUUCAGAGACACAUCCAGUCCGAGAUAGUUAUUGUCCUAAGAGCUGCGUCAUUACGGUCUUUGCUCGUGAUCAUGGUUCACCUAAGCAGGACGGUCGUACUUACGUGACAGUAAAUCUAUUGGACGCGAACGAUCAUGAUCCCGUGAUCAAAUUCACUUACUUUCCGCAGAAUGCGGGUUUUGCCACCGUCGAUGAGAACACUGCCAAAGAUGCGAUCGUUGCUGCGGUAGGAGUGAUCGAUGACGAUGAAGGUUUGAACGGUAAGGCUAGCGUGGAGAUACGCGCCGGCAAUGAGCUGGGCCAUUUUCGACUGGAGGUUUCGGAGACUUUUAACAUCGUGCGAGUCGAUGGUCGAUUGGAUCGCGAGGAAAUACCUAAGUAUAAUCUCACGGUAGUUGCCACGGACAAGGGCACGCCGCCCAGAUCAUCCACAGCUUAUCUCGUGAUUCACGUAAAUGAUGUCAAUGAUCACGAACCAGUGUUUCAGCAAAGCGAGUACUCAGCAGUGCUAUCGGAACUCGCGCCGAUCGGCAGUUUCGUCGCCAGCAUCUUUGCCACGGAUGCGGAUUCCGGGCUAAACGCGCGGGUUUAUUACGAGUUCGGUCUGGGUAAUGAGCAAAGUUGGUUCGCCAUUGACACUGACACCGGCUUGGUCACUACUGUGGCUGCCUUGGAUCGUGAAGUUCAAGGUAGUCUCGAGUUACAUGUAUCGGCACGAGACGGCGGUCCGAAUACUAAAUACGCGUCCACGCAUCUCAAAGUAACGAUCCUCGACGAAAACGAUGAGGCGCCACGUUUUUCCGAGAACGUCAUCAAGGUUACAUUGCCAGAGAACACGCCGCCUUAUAGUUUAAUAGCUACUCUCACGGCUGUCGACAAUGACCAGGGUACCAAUGGUAGCGUCGCGUACAGUUUUCACUCCAGUGUUUUGCAUGACUAUCCUAAGACCUUUGCUUUGGAUGCCCUGACUGGUCAGUUGACGACCAUGGUUGCUCUGGACCGAGAAACUAUAGCGGAGUACAAAAUUCUCGUGAUAGCGAAAGAUCAAGGUACGCCAGUACAAUCUUCAACUGCCACCGUGAUGCUAACGUUAGAGGAUGUCAACGAUAACUCGCCGAUUUUCUAUCCCUGGAAAUACUUAAUGUCUGUCUCUGAAGAUGCUCCGGUAGGUACGACGCUUGGUAAAGUAAAAGCGACCGACGCCGAUGCACGGGAGAAUGCUCAGGUGAGAUACACUCUGGAAUCCGGCGGCGAGGGUGGUCUCUUCAUAGUGGAGGAGAGAACCGGUGAGAUUGUCCUGCAAGGUUCUUUACGAGCUGCGCACAAGACUCUUUAUGAACUGACUAUCUCAGCGAAGGACAUUGGCGACCGGGCAGCAACCAGGAACGCCGUAGUAGAGAUUAUACGCGAGGAGGAUUUGGAGCACCUUCAGUUUGACACUUACAAGGGUUAUGACUUUCGCAUUCCUGAAGAUCGUGGCGAUUGCGAUUCUGUCUCGUCUGGUAGUCGAGAGAUUGAUUCGGUGCAUGUUACGCAAUACGACAACACGGGCAAAGUAAAGUACGCCAUAGUAUACGGUGAUCCUACGGGCAAUUUCAAAAUCGAUGAAAAUACUGGCGUCAUCAGCACUGUCGGCUGUCUGGACCGCGAGCGUAUCGCUUUUUAUAGCCUAGAACUGUUGGCGCGCGCCGAUCUCGCAUACGGCCAGACAAUUGUGAACGUCAGCGUACAGGAUGUCAACGAUAAUGCGCCGAUAUUUCCCAAGGGUGAACGAAGCGAUGAAAUUUUCUUGUCGGAAAACGCAGCGGUAGGACAAGAGGUGUGUCUGGCCAGAGCCAGGGAUCAUGAUACCGGCGCUAAUGCCAGGAUUGUUUAUACCCUGAUACACAAUCCGGGCGAGCAGUUUAGAAUCUCCGAGAACGCGGGCAUUAUCUACCUGAACAAACCGAUUCAUGCAUCACCCGGUACGGUCCUCCAUCUAGAGGUAUUGGCAACCGAUUCUGGUGUGCAACCUCUGUCGGCUCAGUAUCAAAUUCAAGUGACAAUCGAAGAUGUCAAUGAUCAUACGCCGGUUUUCCGACUGACCAGCUAUGAGAUUUCGCUACCGGAAUCCACGCCAGUUAACGAACGUUUCUUUUCGUUAACAGCUCAAGAUGCGGACGUCGGUGCCAAUGGCAGGAUAUUAUACAGCGUUACCGAUGGCAAUGUGGAGGGCCGCUUCGGCAUCUUUCCGGAUGGUCAGCUCUAUGUGAAGAACGCGCUCGAUCGCGAAGAACGGGACUAUUACGCGCUUGAGGUCACCGCAUCCGAUCAGGGUAGUCCAUCACGAAGUUCCGUCGUCCCGGUGGUAGUGCACGUGAUUGAUGAGAACGACAAUGCACCUGAGUUCACGAAUAGCAGUUUUAAUUUCCAUUUGCGUGAGAAUGAACCGCCCGACACCUUUGUCGGAAAAUUAUUGGCUACUGAUCGCGACGUCGGUCGUAACGCUGAUCUCAUGUUCUCACUGCCGACCAGCCAGCAGGAUUUCGUUGUUGACCCGAGGAAUGGUUUUAUCAGAUCGCUGCGUAUGUUCGAUCGUGAACUUCUGGUGACCAAUACCGGCGGGAGCUAUAUCAGCCUGGAAGCAACUGUCAUUGAUAACGGCAUUAACCGUCUGCGCGACCGUGUCAAAGUCACCGUUCAUAUCACUGAUGUCAAUGACAAUGUGCCGCAAUUCCAACGUCUGCCAUAUCGGGUGCAAGUGAGUGAGGGUGCCACGCCCGACAUGCCAUUGCUAAGAGUUUAUACGACUGAUGCGGACGAGGGCUUGAAUGGCGAUGUGUUUUAUUCCCUGGAAAACGGUAAUCAGCAUGGCCAUUUCAUGAUAGACGAGGCCACCGGGCAAAUCUCGCUGGCGAGGGAGCUCGAUCGCGAAACGUCCGAUACCUAUGUGCUAACCGUUGUGGCGCAUGAUGCCGGUCUGGAGACGCGACUGUCGUCUAGCGCGACCGUCCACAUCGAGGUGCUUGACGAAAACGAUAACGUGCCUCGCUUUGUUGACAACAAGUCGAGGAUCUCAGUAUUGGAAACUACGCCAAUUAACACCGAGCUGUUACGUUUCAAGGCUAUCGACAACGAUCUCGGUCUCAACAGCGAAUUGACAUUUGCUAUAUCGUCUGGUAAUAAGAGAGACACAUUUUACAUCGAUCCGCUAACCGGUAUUCUAUAUCUGAGGAAACCGCUCGACUACGAAGAGUUGAAAGGUUACACGCUUAACAUCACGUGUAGCGACGGUGGUCACCCGCGAUUCAGCUCGAUCACCAGCCUGACCAUCGAGGUGAUCGACACCAAUGAUAAUCCGCCGGUGUUCCCAAACACGGCAAUAGUACGUCAGAUACGCGAGGGUAUCUCUGCGCGAACGCCGAUCGUCACUAUUACCGCCGAGGAUCCGGAUUCAGGCGAUAACGGCGUAGUCAGAUAUUCGAUUCUCAGCCAGGACCCGGAGGAUCAGGUACAAUACUUCGAAAUCAAUCCGUCGAGCGGUGUGAUCCAUACGUUACUCCCAAUCGAUCGCGAAGAAGUGGACACUUUCAAGCUGGUGGUGGUCGCUACCGAUCAAGCGCAACCGCCAAGCGCACGGUUGUCUGCCGAGAAGCUGGUGAUUGUGAUCGUCGAGGAUGUCAAUGAUAACGCGCCGAUCUUCGUCAGCAUGUCGGCGGUAGUGUUACCGCCUUUGCGCGCCGGCAACUUUAACAACCAUCAAUCCUCGACCAAGGACAUCAUGGUCACGCAGAUGGUUGCUCGCGAUCUCGACUCUAGCACCAACGGUCUGGUGACGUACGAGCUGCUCCGUUCCAGCGUCAACUAUUCGGACAUGUUCCGGAUCUAUCGUAACACCGGUCAGCUCAUCAUGAGACUCCCGCAAUCAUCCUCGAAGGGCGGUCUCUUUGAACGAGUCUCCUCUAAAUAUCAGGUAGGCGUCCGAGCGACGGACGAGGCGGUCCAGUCGGAGCGUCGCUCGUCCGAGACUUACGUAACCUUGAUCGUGCCGAGCGAGAAUGGUGACGAGCAGCCGAUUUGGGAGCAUCGGGGUCAGAUUGAAAGCAAUGUUUACGAAAACGAGCCGAUCGGCACGAGUAUUUUGCGUGUGAGCGCGCGUAGCCGUCGAUCCAACAUCGAGCUCGAGUAUUACGUGACGAACGUGACUGCCGGCGACGGGCCUCAAGUUGAUUGCCUAUUCGACAUCGACACGAAGACCGGCGUAUUGUCCACCGCGGCCAUGCUCGAUCGCGAGACCGGCGUCCAGUGGUACGAGGUGGAACUAUAUGCCAUCGGCAUCGGCGGCACCAGGCCCAGUACGACGUCUACCAAAGUAAGUCCGCUUGGCUUUUUGAUUGAUCGUCCCGGUGAUAUUAAUGAUGCUUCCUUCGUCGGCUCCUGAAAGAUAUUCGGUGCUUUUUGUGCGCUGUGCCACUUCCCCACCCCGCGCGCUCGCCCAGCGUAAUGUAAUUUCUCGAUUGCCGGAUAAGACCCCUUCUCGUGAGGCGGGCGAGCGAACGGAUGAAUCCGGAUUGUCGUUUGCGGCGCGAGAUUCAGCGGGGAUAUUAUAAUUGCUGAACCGAUACCGCGCGAGAUAGAUGUGAUAGGCGCCAGAAUCAUUGAGACACUUGUUCUUGUUUGGUACAUGAUUUCUAUUUUAUUUUCCAAUUUUGCAAUUAUUUUCCUAUUUUAAACUGUGUAGAUAAUGAUAUAAAUGAAAAAAUCAUAUAUAUAUUUUACAUAUAAAUGUGUAUGCGUACACAUACGCGCACACAUACAUAUAUAUUCUAUUAACUUAGGCCGAAAUUACACGUAUAUAACUGACUUAAUAAAAUAAAGUUUUUGUCGAUGUUCCAUAUGUCAUUAAUAACCCUUGAAUAAUUAAUUAUGCAUGUAAAGUUGUUAUCUACUUACAAAUUCGUUUGCUGUCCAUUUAAUUAUGAUGGAAAAAAUAAGAGAAAGCUCGAUUAUUAAAAUUUGUGCAUGUAUGUCCGAAUUUAUAUGUCAUUUUUAGUAUGAAUAGAAUUUUAUUAAUUAAUGCUUCAUUCCUUGUACAUAUUGUAUUAAAAAUUUCUGGAGAAGCAGGAACACAAGUUUUGAUAUUCUCGUUUUCUUUAUUUCACUAUUAUUAUAAUUAAAUGCAUAGUAAGCAGAGUUAUGGAAUAUAAAUAACAAUUUUACAUACGCACACUUAUUAUACACGCUUAAUUAUUGAAAAAUUAUUGAUGAUUCGACAAUAAAAAAAAUUGAUGAUCGGACAAUAAAAAAAAAACUUUAUUAAGUCAAAUGUAUACAUGUGUAAUUUCCGCAUAAUAUUAAUAAAAUGUAUUUUUUGAAGUAUUAAUGUUACUGACGAGAAACAUGAUAAUUACAACUAUUAAUUAUAUAUUUUAAUUAUAUAUAUUUUUAAAUAUGUAAUUAAUUAUUUUUUAAAUAAAUUAAUUUUUUUUAAUUUUUGCUUUUGCUUUUUAUAAAAAAAUAGAUAAUAUCUGUAUUGUAUGAAAUAAUUUUUUAUAAAUUUUAUCCCGUACUUUACAAGAAUGGCAGUACAAAAACUUGACUUUAACAUAUUUUUUAAACUAAAUUAAGUUAAAGGAAGAGGAUUGUAUAAAAUUAAUUUAAUUACAUUAAAAAUUACGUACACACACUACACACACACACACACACACAAACAAAAACCUACAUAAAAUAUACAAUAAUAUAACAAUAUUUCUAUUCGUCUAUUCUGUUGAUGCUAUUCUCGCGUUCAUCAAUUUCUCCUUCUCACUCUCGAUGACACAAUAAUUAGAGCGGCAACGUACGCACGCCGCAUGUCUUUCUCUCACCAGACAAGUGAUAAUUCGACCAACUGAGAAUUGCGUUACACAACACAAUACCCUAAUGCAAUUAAAGACGGAGAUAGAGUGAUAUAAAGAUAGAGGGAUAAAAGGAAUUAGAGAGUAAAAGGAGGAGAGAGAGAGAUUGAGAGAGAAUGAAAAAGUGACGAAGGGAGCAAGGAAAAGAGAAAUUUUCGGAGAUGAGAAGCGAUGGAUGGAAGGACAACACGCGUGUGUGGAAAAGGUCGUGCUCCUCUCGUGCGAUAGGUAGAGAAAGAAGAUGCAAAGGAAGAGAAAGAAGAGAAGAAAGAGGAAGAAAAGAAGGAGGAGGAGAAGGAGGAGCAAGAAAAAGAGAGGAAAGAGGGGGAUCGUGAAUACGAACGGUUUACAGCCGGUUCAGUGCUGCAUAAAUAGGGCUUAGGACCCGGGACGUUUUCUCAAAUUACAGGGCGCGUUUCAAAUUUAUACGAAAGCAUCGCGCCGCACCGCCACCGCCACCGCCACCACCGUCGCCGUCUGGUCUCGUUUUAUUAGAAUGAAGCAUAUCCUAAUUAAUUCGAGCUUUUUUACUUCAUACUUGUACAGGAUGGCCCAUGAAUCGCAAUUUUGUCUUUAGUGAUAGAG